UGCGAAGGCCGUGGGUUCGAUCCUCAGUGCUGAAAAAGAAAAAGGAAAGGAAAGGAGGACCAGGCACCCAGCUGGCGAGACACCCGCUGACUCAGUCGCGCGCGCGCGCGUGUCCCGUGCUCUCUGGGGCUCGGAGGCGGGGCCCAAGGUCUCGCCCCCGUGCGCUGAUUGGUCCCUUCGAAAGAGGCGGCGGCGCUCCGCUGCGAACCCUGAGACCCAGGAGGCGGCGGUUGGUGGGGGCGGGUCGGCGGCACAGACCCGGGGAGAAGUGGCCGUCCGGCGCCCGGGCUGCAGCCAUACGAGAGAGGUGGUAACAUCCCAUUCUUCAGAUGGGAAUACUAAGGCUCUGAGAAGUCAACUACCUCAAGGUCCUUAACUAGUAUACGCUGGGGCUGCAGUUCAAACCAGAUGUGUCUGAUACUUUCAACCACCUCAGUGUUGUUUCUAUGCGACACCGAAUCCUGGCUGGGUUCCGGGUUCCGGGUUCCGGGUGGAUGCCCUCGUUCCGACGUCUCCCCCAGAAUAGCAGUUUUGUCUUUAUAUAGAUGACCAUGCAGCCUGCAAUUCAAGUGUGGUUUGGAGAAGACCUGCCGCUAAGCCCCCGGAACCCUCUGACGCCCAGACACGGCCCGGGACUGGCUGACGUCUGUCAGUAUGACGAGUGGGUAGCGGUGAGACACGAGGCCUCGCUGCUGCCUAUGCAGGAGGAUCUGUCCAUCUGGCUCUCCGGCGUGCUGGGUUUUCAAAUUAAAGCAGAAAAAUUAUUGGAUGAACUUGACAAUGGAGUAUUGUUAUGUCAGCUGAUUGCUGUUCUUCAAAAUAUGGUGAAAACAUGCAAUUCUGAAGAAGCAGGGAAUUUUCUACUGAGAAAAGUGCCUUGUAAGAAGGAUGCCACAUCGGGCUCAUUCUUUGCCAGAGACAACACUGCAAACUUCCUGCACUGGUGCAGGAGCCUUGGGGUCGACGAGACGUACCUCUUUGAAUCUGAAGGCUUAGUUUUACACAAGGAUCCAAGACAAGUGUAUCUUUGUCUUCUUGAAAUUGGUCGCAUUGUGUCAAGAUAUGGGGUUGAGCCACCAGUAUUAGUAAAACUUGAGAAAGAAAUUGAGUUAGAAGAGACUUUGCUCAACACUUCCGGGCCUGAAGAGUCCAUCAGCAUUCCGAAAUCCUGCUGCCAGCAUGAAGAGCUGCACGAGGCUGUUACACAUAUUGCCGAAGACCCUCCCUGUAGUUGUUCUCAUCGAUUUUCUAUUGAGUACUUGUCAGAAGGGCGGUACCGACUCGGGGAUAAAAUACUCUUCAUCAGGAUGCUCCACGGGAAGCACGUCAUGGUCCGCGUCGGUGGCGGCUGGGAUACUCUUCAAGGGUUUUUGCUGAAAUACGAUCCCUGUCGAAUGUUGCAGUUCGCUACCCUGGAGCAAAAGAUUCUGGCAUUUCAGAAAGGAGUUUCCAACGGAAGUGUGCCCGAGUCCCCCGCCAGAGCGCCUCGGCCUCCGGAAAUGAACCCGCUGUCCGCGGUCGACGGGUUUCGGAACCAGAACCAGAGUCGGAAGCCCGGGGUUCCGCUCGGUGCCCCCGCGGGGACGGAGCCCGCCGCCCUCGGCAAAAGCACCGCCCCGCUCACUUUCCCGAGAAGCAGCCCUGGUCCCUCGGAGCCUCUGGGCCGAUGCGGCGCAGCCUCCAGCACGCCCAGGGCCCCUGCUCCUCUGACCCAGACUUCGAGGCCUCCGCCAAGUAAAAGUUCGGGAAAACCGGAACCGGUGUUCUUGAGACACAGUCCUGUUUCUUGCAGGAGCGAUGCACCUGCAGGUUCGUCACCCAAGUGCCUGAAGGGACCUAAAGCGAACACCCGCACAAGGCCCAAGUCUCCGUUCCAGUCCUCUGCAAAAACGACAAAACCCAGCUCCCAAGCCACAGCCAAGGGUCUAGGGACACAGUCACCGGGGGGAGCCCGGCAGGCAGGGGCGGUCCCGGCACAGAAAGUCAACUCGGCCCUGAGCACGAAACAGCCGGUUUCGGUACCCUCAGCCCGUCCCGCUGGAGCUGCGCCGGCACCGGAGAAGAGUGCGGCUUCGGGUGCCAAAAGAGCGCCCCAGAAAAAAAGCACACGCCGGGAGAUAGGCCCCGGCUCUCAGUCUCCGGGCCGCACCCCGCUGUCCACCGUGAGUGUCCCCCAGACUUCUGCCGAAGCCCGGGCCGCACCGAAGUCCGCACAGGCCGCCGCGAAGGGCCAGCACUCAGCUAAGGGGCCUCCUCCGGCCGGGGGCAGAGGCGCGGCCGCACCCAGGAAGCCUCCGCCACCCGCCACAGGCGCGGAGAGCGGAGGCAGGAAACUCAGCGCACAGAAGGAAGACGGGGACCAUUAUUUCGUCAUGACCGGCAGCAAAAAGCCUAGAAAAUAAAUCUCCGUGUGCCAUUCUCAAAGCCGGGGGAAGGAGCAGCGUGCGUUAGCUUCGCCUGCUGACUCUGGAUGAGGAGCAGUCACUGGGUGCGGCCAGGUGGAGGCGGGAGGCGCCUGUGCGGUCCGCAGGUUGCUUACUGUGCUUGGGUGACUUUCAGGCCGCAGCGCGUUUGUCAUUGCCCCCCCCCCGCUUCAGGCAAAAGUCAAAUAACACUACUGGAAUCUUCGUUACACUGCUGUAUUUCGGAAUCGGUAUUAAGUAUGGAGGUGAUGCACUUGUUCUUAAUAUUCGCUGCAUUUUAGUGAAAAGGCAACGGUUUGACCUUUGUCCUACAGAAGGCAAUGGAUUUCAUCGCUGAAUCAGAGCCGCCUGGUCCAGCGACCCUGUGUGCACCCGGGCUGCCGCUGACCUGCGUGGCGUUGAUUACUCUCGUUCGGCAGAGUUCCUGUUUCAACGUCUACGCCUUCUAAAUCAGGAGGAAGCGACUUUUUAACCUGGCUUGUAUUAAUAAUGGCAAUGUUUUGUUACAAGAUUUUUGGUAAAAAAAUUAAUUUAUUGACACAUAAGCUGAAAUAUAGUAAAAAAACAAUUAAGAUUUUCGCAUAUUAUCUGUGAAAUUUUAGACGCCUUAUACUUUUAGAUGGAUUUUGUGCAAUGUCACAGGCAAAGCCCACUUAGUAGCUUUUAGCAAGAGAAAAUAUUUUAAUUAAUUUUCUAUGAAAGCCGAUGUGAAUUUUUACAUUAAAAUAAUGUGCUCUAACAUCAGAAUUAUGUUUUAACAAUUUUAACAUUCAGAUGUAAAAGUGUUUUAAGGUGAUACUCUAUAAAAAUUCUAUCCUAUGAUUAUUUUUCUUUGAAUCACAUAAUGCCAGUUUUAAUUAGAUGCUUUUGGUUAUGUUAAUUUUCUUUAAUAAAGUCGUGCUGCCUCACUUUUCCCCGCCGGUAGACGGUGGUAUCACCUGUCUCACUGUGCAGGGGGAUUCUAACAAAACACGUCCGGGUCAUGUGAUGACUGCGUGGACCCCCACCCAUCCAAGAGGGACAAUACCUGUACAUAAUUUAUUGAAGGGACUGGGACUAUUUAAAUAUUAUUAAUGUAUCUCCAGAGGUUUAUGGGUGUUUUGAAUAACUUCACAGUGUUAUCACUUUUCACAAGUUUUAUAUUCAAUAUUGAGAUUUGUGUUUGUUUUAAACUCAGCUAUGUUUUCUAAAGAAGAAUAACAGUUUACACAAAUGUACAGAGUAAGCAUCUUAAGCUGGUUACUAAUGUUCAGUGAAGCAAAGGUAUAGUCAGGCUAGUUUUUGGUGUAAUUAAUGCAGCUCUUAAAACAGCCAUCAGACAUGGUUCAGUUCCUGUAUUGUUUUAGACACUGAAAGAAUAUUUACACCUUUGGGAAGUAAAGUCAGUGUCCAAGAGAUAACCAGGAGCCUUACUAUUUUAGAAUCAGAAAUGUUUUAAUGUACCUUUUGAGGAGGAAGAAUUUUACCUUUGCGAAGUUCAUUCUCAGAUCCACACUUCUAUAUUAUUAACUUUCAGGACUUUAAAAAAAAGGGAAAAGAAAAUGAUACUGUAGCCAGCCUAUGGAUUCAAAUAGGUUUUGUAAUGUGUGAACACUAAUUUUCAUGUUGAGAGAAAUAGAAAUAUCCCACAGGUACCUAGCACAAAUUCCAGAAUUAAAUAAAAGAAUUGUUUAGUUGAAAAAUUGGAAAUCAACUUAUAAAUGCAUUCUUCGGUAAGAAAAAAUUUUUCCAGUUAUAUUCAUGUUGGAUGAAUGUUUAUUUAUGUAUAGCUUACCUUGAUACCUUACUUUAUAAAGGUUUUAUAUGAAUAAACACUGCCUGAAAGACAAUUUCUUCAAGUAUAUUUUGCAAUCUUCCUAAAGUGCUGGUGUUUUUGAUCACUUCCACAAUUUCUAAAAUAGAUUUUACACUGUUGAAGUUGGAAUGGAAUUUCACUUCUUAAUAGUGCAAGAUUUUAUAAGCUCUUUUUUAUGUUUAAUAAAACAAGUAUUAAACUUAAAUUACUGAAAUACCUGGAAGAAGAAAUAAUGCAUGCUUUCUUAAAAAUUGAGUUUUUAUUUUUCUUACUUAUAAUUUGUUAAUGUUACUAGUACAUAAAACUUGAGGAAAAUGGAAUGCUGAUUAUUUUUGCACUAUUGAGGCUUCAAGUAGGUCUUUAAGGCUCCUGUCUUCAAAAUAGCUUGAUAAAUUAGUGACUUUGAAAUUUCCUCUCCAUACUGAUUUACAAUUCCUUUUUUUUUUUUGGUGGUGGUACCAGGGAUCAA
Molecule: messenger RNA, 4687 nt
Organism: Fukomys damarensis (Damara mole-rat)
Lineage: Eukaryota; Metazoa; Chordata; Mammalia; Rodentia; Bathyergidae
Gene: Gas2l3
Product: growth arrest specific 2 like 3
Exons: 12
Coding region: 546-2402 (618 amino acids)
Biological process (GO): actin crosslink formation
Cellular component (GO): actin filament
Molecular function (GO): microtubule binding; cytoskeletal adaptor activity; actin filament binding
Source: RefSeq, a predicted model, not a curated record